CUGUCCAGCUGCAUAUAAUCAGAGAAACAUGCAUUUAUAUUCAAUAAAGGACAAGAGCUGCACAGAGAUUUAAUUUUGAUUUUGCUUGUUUUAGGUAACGUGUUAUAAUUCUUGCAAAACUGAAAUCACAGUUUAAACUUUAAACUAAACACUUCAUUUUUUCUUAAAGCUGGAAUGUGUAACGGAAGAUCUGCAUAGCUGGCUGGCGAGGUGAGAGAGGGAUUUUCUGCCUUUGACUCUUUCUCACAGUGCGAGGAAUGAUGCCUGGAGGAGCAUGUGCACCAAGCGAGUGCUUGUUUGGAGUUUGCUGGUCCUCUCUGUCUUUCAUAUGGGACUCGGGGUGUCCUGCAUCUCUCUGGGUGUGCUGGGGAUCACACAACCCUGCAGGCUACAGAAAAGCCAAACCUCCUUCUCCACACCGAUAUGGAGCGGCGUGUGUUUUCUUGUCUGUGGACUAUGUGGGAUACUGUGUGCAAAGAAACGAACUGGAGUGACUAUGAUCCUGUUUUCAGCUUGUUGUGUUUGUGGACUUAUUGGGGGAAUUCUCAAUGUCCAGUUUGUGCAUGCAAUGGUGAAACGAACAAACAGCCUGUACUAUCUGCACCUGGCCUUCCUCUGCCUGGACAGCCUGGGCAUCUUGGGCUGCACCCUCUCCACCUGGCUCACCUGCAGACUUGCCAGCUGUGAACAGAAAAGACUGUUUCUGGAAAGGGAUCUGUCGCUGCAUCAUUCUGUGGAGAUGGGCGAGAAGGUGAAGGCGAUGUGUGGAUAAUCUGUGAGAUCUAUUUUACUGUUAUUUAAAAUGUAAAAGUAUAUAUUUGGUUGAAUUGCUUAGUUUGAGUUAAAGGGAUACUCCACCCCAAAAUGAAAAUUUUGCCAUGAAUCACUUACCCCCAUGUUUGUUCCAA
Molecule: messenger RNA, 908 nt
Organism: Cyprinus carpio (common carp)
Lineage: Eukaryota; Metazoa; Chordata; Actinopteri; Cypriniformes; Cyprinidae
Gene: tmem196b
Product: transmembrane protein 196b
Source: RefSeq, a predicted model, not a curated record